Sorex fumeus (smoky shrew) is the source of this 1104-nucleotide messenger RNA. It is a transcript of the gene ANP32A, whose product is annotated as acidic nuclear phosphoprotein 32 family member A. Lineage: Eukaryota; Metazoa; Chordata; Mammalia; Eulipotyphla; Soricidae. The record is from RefSeq and is a predicted model, not a curated record. Gene Ontology annotation, biological process: regulation of apoptotic process; nucleocytoplasmic transport. Gene Ontology annotation, molecular function: histone binding. The transcript is spliced from 7 exons. Gene Ontology annotation, cellular component: nucleus; perinuclear region of cytoplasm. The coding region runs from base 139 to 894 and encodes 251 amino acids.
UAGUGUGCGCCGCGGGUGCUGGGGGCUCGAGAACCGAGCGGAGCUGGUUGAGCCUCCAAAGUCCUAAACGCGCGGCCGUGGGCCCGGGGCUUAUUGACCGAAUUCCGCCGGCGCGGGGGCCUCUGCAGGGAGCGCGCGAUGGAGAUGGACAAGCGGAUCCAUUUAGAGCUGCGGAACAGGACGCCCUCUGAUGUGAAGGAGCUCGUCCUGGACAACUGUCGGUCGAACGACGGCAAAAUCGAGGGUCUCACAGAUGAAUUCGAGGAGCUGGAGUUCUUAAGUACGAUCAACGUCGGCCUCAGCUCAGUUGCAAACUUACCAAAGUUAAACAAACUUAAGAAGCUUGAACUAAGCGAUAACAGAGUCUCAGGGGGCCUGGAAGUAUUGGCAGAAAAGUGUCCGAACCUCACGCAUCUAAAUUUAAGUGGCAACAAAAUUAAAGACCUCAGCACAAUAGAACCGCUGAAAAAGUUAGAAAACCUCAAGAGCUUAGACCUGUUCAAUUGUGAGGUGACCAACCUGAACGAUUACCGAGAAAACGUGUUCAAGCUCCUCCCGCAGCUCACGUACCUGGACGGCUACGACCGCGACGACAAGGAGGCGUCCGACUCGGACGCUGAGGGCUACGUGGAGGAGGGCUUGGAGGACGAUGAGGAGGACGAGGAUGAAGAAGAAUACGAUGAAGAUGCCCAGCUAGUGGAAGAUGAGGAGGAUGAGGACGAGGAGGAAGAAGGUGAAGAGGAGGAUGUGAGUGGCGAGGAGGAGGAAGAGGAGGAAGGCUAUAACGACGGGGAAGUAGAUGACGAGGAAGAGGAAGAAGAAGGACCCCGUGAAGGAGAAAAGACGCAGAAGCGGAAACGAGAACCCGAAGACGAGGGUGAAGAAGACGACUAAGUGGAAUAACCUAUUUUGAAAACAAACAAACAAAAAUUCCUAUUGUGAUUUGACUGUUUUUACCCGUUCACCCCUCCCCCCCAAAUCCCGCCCCCCGAAACUUAUUUUUUUCUGAUUGUAAUGUUGCUGUGGGAACCAGAGGGGAAAAGUGUACUGGGGGUUGUGGGGGGAGGGGGGAGGGGGUGGAAUAAAAUACUAUUUUUACUGCCA